Molecule: messenger RNA, 840 nt
Organism: Penaeus monodon (black tiger shrimp)
Lineage: Eukaryota; Metazoa; Arthropoda; Malacostraca; Decapoda; Penaeidae
Product: sulfotransferase 1C4-like
Exons: 6
Coding region: 1-840 (279 amino acids)
Biological process (GO): sulfation
Cellular component (GO): cytoplasm
Molecular function (GO): sulfotransferase activity
Source: RefSeq, a predicted model, not a curated record
AUGGCGACUGAGAGCGGAGAGGAGUUAGUGAAGGUCCCAAAGCCAGAGCUGGAGAGACUGGGGAGGCACUUCACCCACUGGGCGGACGGGCUGCUGCGCCUGCGCCCAGUUUAUGCAAAGGUGCAUUCCGGAAUUUCCUGCCAGUACAUAUGGCACGGCUAUCAGGAGUACAUGCAAGAUACACAAGCAACCCAAUGCCAUGGGAGAGUAAACGCAGCAUGGUCGUGUCUACAGUGGAUGGAGGAGGACGUGGUGGUGACAGGCUUCCUGAAGACGGGCACCACGUGGCUUCAAGAGAUCCUGUGGACUACGAGGAACUACCCGAACCUCGACCACCCACUCGCCAACACACCUAUCCUUGACCGAGUCCCGAUCAUUGACACAGAUAUGUACAUCAACCCGAAGGCCUUUCGAUCCGUAACGCCGAGCCACCCACUGAAACCGAUGCUGGAUGACUUCAGGAGGAAGCGUCCGGACGGAGAGGCCACGCACGGCAUCUACAUCCAGAUGGCCGGAGUGCUGCCGGAGCCCAGGAUCCUCAAGACCCAUUAUCCGUUCUCUGUCCUUCAUCCGGACUUGCUUGAGCACACUAAAGUAAUUACAGUCUCUCAUCCAAAAAUCGUGUCACUGCACCACGUGAGUUGCCUCUUCAAAUACAACAAUUACACUGGCACUCUAGAGCAAUUCGUUGAUUACUUUAUUGAUGGGGACGUGGUUCAAGGACCGUACUGGCUGCACGUGAAGGAAGCCUGGGAGCGAAGUAACCACCCCAACUUACAUUUUCUUAUCUACGAAGAUUCAUUCAGUCUGGCAUAUGGCAUUAUGUGGCGAAAAAACUAG